AUGCUGGGGUUGACGGAAGAAGACAUCACAGAAGAGGCCAUUCAUAUUGAGGAGGCGCGGCUGCGGAGUGCGACGCUGACGGUCACUCAGCUGCAGGAACAACUUGCGUCCCUGCAGGCGAAACUGAGACUCGCGGAGGAGGAGUGCACUCGUCUAGCCAACUCGCUGCGAUGGCGCCGGAUGAUGGCGGAGGUGGAGCAGGACGAUGAGCUUACUGGUAUCACGGCCGCGAUGACGACAGCCUUGAACAGGUUUUACGCCAGCCUGCAUCCUCCGGCCGACUAUGACGAGGUCAAAGAGGAGGUUCCCUACGUGGACACGGACGACUACGCCGACUUCUCACCUAUUGAGGCGCUUUUUGACGAUUGUCUGGCGGUUGUUUUGGAACUCCUGUCGGAGGAGGGCGAUAGUGCACCGGGUAGUCGGGAGGGGCGGCACCGCCGUGCGAUGUUGAUGUUGCUUGUCUUGACUGUGAACCUGGGGCGGCUAUUUGAGUCAGCGGAGAUGGCGGAAGCGCGCGAGGAGGCCGAAGAGCUGCGGGAAAACGUGACGUCCGUAUGGCAGCAUCUACUGUACUCGGACGGUGGGUUGACGCCGCUGGAGAAAGCGGAAUGGAAAGAGGUUGUGCAAACGUUUUUGGGGGCGCCGUAUGACAUACCGGCAUGCUAA
Molecule: messenger RNA, 669 nt
Organism: Trypanosoma rangeli
Lineage: Eukaryota; Euglenozoa; Kinetoplastea; Trypanosomatida; Trypanosomatidae
Exons: 1
Coding region: 1-669 (222 amino acids)
Source: RefSeq, a predicted model, not a curated record